Gossypium raimondii (Peruvian cotton) is the source of this 3546-nucleotide messenger RNA. RefSeq lists its product as hypothetical. The coding region runs from base 1002 to 3254 and encodes 750 amino acids. NCBI's taxonomy places the organism in Eukaryota, Viridiplantae, Streptophyta, Magnoliopsida, Malvales, Malvaceae. The transcript has 4 exons. The record is from RefSeq and is a predicted model, not a curated record.
AAAAAGAAUCAAAACCCAAAUUUACUUCAUAAUAUUUGGCUCCAAAAAAACAUUAAAAUGAAAAAAAUAUAAAAAAAUAAAAUCCAUUUCUUUAUCCUAAGAUCUCUCAUGGUUGCCUAUGUACUGGGAACUCAAUCUUGAAGCCAAAGUGUAGGUCAAGGGUUCCAUGUUUGGUUUCUUACAGUAUUGGUGUUGUCAGAUUCUGACACACAAUUUCUAUCUUAUUUUCUUUCUCUCCCUUUUUUUUAAUGUUAUGUCAUUCAUAUAGUGAACCAUUCAAAUUUUUUUUCUCCUGUAUUUUCCUUUUCACAUACUUUUCCUGGAAAUUUUUCAGCUAUCCCUUCAAGUUUCAGCCCUUCUUAAAAGCUGUAUUUUCCUUGUAUGUUAUGUGACUUCAAAACCAACCCAAAGUUUAUCAAGUUUCUUUUUCACCUUUUUUCACCAUUUCCAUAUUGGGUUUUGGAAAUUAUAUUGUUUGUUCAUUUUUCUUUUCUGGAUUUGGUGGAUUAUAUUUGGUAAUUUUUCCCUCUUUUGUUCUUUCUUUCUUGUACUACCAUUUUUGUUCAUUUUUACUAGUAAUUUGUUUAAAAUAAUCCCAUUUUAAUUCAAUUUUUUUGGGGUUUUUUUGUUAAUAAAUCUCUUCUGGAUUGUCGUCCUUCUUUUUCUUUGUUAUAGACCAAUAUUAAAGACCCCUUUGAAUAUUGUACAAUAUGAACCCUUUGUUUAUGGUAACAUGUUUUAUUUCACUAUAAAACCAUAAUCCCAAUCUUACACCUACCAUCUGUUUGUCAAAAUCUCUAUCUGUAAUUCUUGAUUCCUUGUUUGAACUUGGGUUUUGUCACUUUUUUCCAAUCUGGGUAUUCACAAAAAGUCCUUUUUUUCAGUUUCUUUCAUUAAAGGUCUCUUUGAUUCUCUCUUUUCAUAUAGAAAAUCUUUGGGUUUUCAUUUUCUUGGGGGGUUUUUUGUUGUUGUAAAAGUAAUGCAAAUUGGAGGCGUCCAAAAUGGCAAAUCUUGUUCCAGGGGUUCUUUUGAAGCUUUUACAACAUAUGAACACUGAUGUUAAGGUUGCUGGUGAACAUAGGUCAUCAUUAUUGCAAGUAGUGAGUAUAGUUCCUGCAUUAGCAGGUGGUGAGUUGUUCCCUAACCAAGGUUUUUAUCUUAAAGUUUCAGAUUCAUCUCAUGCUACAUAUGUAUCAUUGCCUGAUGAACAUGAUGAUUUAAUUCUUAGUGAUAAGAUCCAAUUAGGUCAGUUUAUACAUGUAGACCGGUUAGAAUCCGCUUCACCGGUUCCGAUUCUUCGUGGGGUUCGACCAGUUCCCGGUCGGCACCCUUGUGUAGGAAGCCCUGAGGAUAUUGUUGCAACUCAUUCUCUUGGGUUCCUCAAUAAUGGUAGUGAAAGUGGGUUGGGUUCAAAACCUGGAGAGAAAGUUAAGUCACCAUCAAAAGUGGUGUUAGGUAGUGGUUAUGGUGGAGAGAAAGGGAAAUCUGUUGGGAGUAGAUCAAAUGUUGGAUCAAAGGAUGAUGGAACGGAUAAGAAAACAAAACCAGGUUCUUUGACUCGAACGAAGUCUUUAUUGAGUAAACCGGCAUUGAGUGUGGAUGUGAAGAAGGAUUCUUUAGGGAAAUUGAAAGCAUUAAGUUCGCGGUCGAUUCCUUCGUCCCCGACAAGUUGUUACUCGUUGCCAACUUCUUUCGAGAAGUUUGCAACCAGGGUUAAGCAUCAAACUGAAAUAAAGGGGAUGAAGAAAGGAAGUCCCAAGGCGGGAUCUUUGGAGAAGACAAAUUCCUUUAAUGGGCCGAGUUCAACUGGAAAGAAAGCACCUGUCAUCAAAACUUUGGUUCAUGGGAUUGAAUUAGGGGCGAAGGCUUUGAGAAAGAGCUGGGAAGGGAAUAUGGAAGUAAAGGGUAAGAACCAUUUGAACAAACCAAAGGCGACCAAGCAUGACACCAAGGGAGAAUCUCGGAGCACUUCGGCUCCAAGGAAAAGCACAUCAAGUGAAAAGUUGUCGUCCAGGGAGGAGACUAAGCUCCUGGCAUCUACCAGGUCGUUAAAAGAGGAGAGCAAAUCUCAGGUGUCAACUAGGAAAGCCGUGGGAAAUGGAAUGUCGAGUGACCAUGAUAAACAAAACAAGCCCAAAACGCAUGUUGGGAAUAAAUGUGGAGAACCAACUAAUAAUGGUGGCCUUGGAAACUUGGUUAAGGUUCAGAUCAAUAGUAAAAGAUUGACAGAUGGAAGUAGUGUUUCAUGGGGCUCACUCCCCUCUUCACUUUCGAGGCUCGGGAAGGACGUCAUGAGACACCGGGAUGCAGCGCAAACAGCUGCAAUAGAAGCUUUACAAGAGGCUGCUGCUUCUGAGAGCUUACUUCGAUGUUUAAGCUUAUAUUCUGAUCUUACUACCUCGGCCAAGGAAGACAACCCUCAGCCGACCGUGGAUCAGUUCUUGACUCUCCAUGCAAGCUUGAAUAAUGCUCGCAUGGUUGCAGAUUCUUUAUCGAGAACCAUCCCAGUCGGUUCAUCUCCGGAGUCAGAAGGUACCAUAUCAGAAGAGGCAGUAAAAGUCGCAUCAGAUAGACGGAAAUACGCAGUUUCAUGGGUGCAAGCCGCAUUGGCUACCAGUAUGUCAUCAUUCUCUGUAUUUACCAAAGAACAUCAUUCAAACUCGAGUCAUGGUUCAGCUUUUGUAAAAAGCCAGAAGAUCAUCCCUGCCAACCAAAACAUGUUAAUUCUCGAAAAUUCGGCUAAGAACGGUUCAACAAAAACCCAAGUAAAAGCCCGUCCAGUUGUUGGUUCUAAGCUUGUAGCACAAGGUGUUCUUCGUAAACCUGGGAAUGGUUCAGCUCUUGGUCCCAAGGCUCCGGUUCAACCAUCACCUGAAAUAUGGACAAGGGGAAAUGGCCUUGAUGAAGUUGUUGACAUGGCGGAUAUGUUGCAAAUGGAAUCCCAAGAUUGGUUCCUAGGAUUUGUCGAGAAAUUCUUGGAUGCCGAUGUAGACACAUCUGCUCUAUCCGACAACGGUCAAAUAGCCGGGAUGUUGACACAGCUCAAGAGUGUUAAUGACUGGUUAGACGAAAUUAGUUCGAGUAAAGACGAAGGUGAGACACUUCCGCAUGUUUCGUUAGAAACAGUUGAUCGGCUUCGGAAGAAAAUAUAUGAUUAUCUUCUUACACAUGUAGAGUCUGCCGCCGCAGCUCUAGGUGGUGGAUCACAGUCGUCACCUCCCAUCCGAACAGUUGAAACAAAAGCGAGAAAGUAACUCAUUCGAUCAUCGUUAAAAUGCGGUUAGGCACAACAAAAGCUGGAGCCGAAGUCGGUUUAACGAUUCAUUGAUAUGUAUAUAAGUCCUACAUGGGUUUGGAGGUAUAGAUGCAUAACAUGUCAAAAAAUUAGGGUUUCAAUUCAAAGUUGAGGUGAUUUCAUUUUCUUUUUCUUUUUCCUCCCCAUAUUGGUAUUUGUUGCAUGCAAUUUAUACAAAUGAAAACAGUUUGAAAGGUAUUUAUACAACUCAUUUCCAAUGGCAAUGAGAUAUUAUUUUCCUUUGGUCAAAA